CCUUAUGAGAGGAGCAGGUCCUCUCUCGAUCUUGACCAUGACAAGAGGAGGGGACCGCUGUCGCCUGACAGCCUCGCCAAGUUAAUGUACAUCCACUGGAAUCUUCAGCUGCUGGACAUUAAGAAGAAAGAAGAGUACGGGAAGCUUGGCAAGGUACUUGGACAUGUGGGCUACAUUCUUCGACGAUGUGGAGGCACCAACGCCGAAUGAUCCUGCGGCGUUGCCCAAGUCUGCAACUCCAGCAGACUUGAGUGACGAUGAAGUGGCCCGACAGGCAAAGACCCCCCGAGCUAGAGUCCUGAAGCCUCGUGUCGUCGAUGGAUUAAGCUCCUCGACCGGCACUGAUAAUGGGGAGGACCUUAUUUGGAGAAGCAAAGGCAAGAACAAAAAGGUUGUUGAAGUUGUUGAUGGCGGCAAAGGCAAGGCGCAGAUGGGUGUGGACGACAAGGAAGAGGAUAUUGAGGAGAGCAAGGAAGAUGACAAAAACUUUACGUUGCAGUCGCCAAAGGCCAGCAACGGUAACGAACUGGAUGACGACCUCACGCGUAACGUGGAGCGGGGUGAUCUUGAUAGUGACCUGGAGUUCUUGCGGCCUCGGGGGAUGGACUUCAACGCAUGCGUUGAAGUGGACAUGGACUUCGAUGACGACGCUAACAGGGCGAGGGCGCAGUCCCGUGCUCAUCGUGAUCGCGCCCUCAUGGAACAACGGAUUCGAGGGUUGUCCCCCCUCCGAGGAGGAUGGGCGGAUGUCUACCAGCGGAGGGGGUUCAGCAACAGCCACAUAUGGAAGGCACGCAACAGCAACAACAAGAGGAAAAAGUUCAGCAACAGCAGCAGCGAGAGGAAGGACUGCAGGAGCAACGAUAAGAGGAAGGCCUGCAUCAGCAGAUUUAAGGGCGAGUGGAUAUGUUGCGGGAACAGCAGCAUCAGCCACAGCACGACGGAAGGGCGAGCGGAUGUGUUGCGGCAACAGCGGCAUCAGCCACAGCACGACGACUGCAGCAGCAGUAGGAGCAGCAGCAAAAGGAUGGGCAGCAACAGCAGCAACAACAACAACACGAAGGACUAGAGCAGCAACAGCAACAAGAA
Chara braunii is the source of this 1089-nucleotide messenger RNA. The record is from the annotation of a GenBank genome assembly. Lineage: Eukaryota; Viridiplantae; Streptophyta; Charophyceae; Charales; Characeae.